Molecule: messenger RNA, 2954 nt
Organism: Juglans regia (Persian walnut)
Lineage: Eukaryota; Viridiplantae; Streptophyta; Magnoliopsida; Fagales; Juglandaceae
Product: KIN14B-interacting protein At4g14310-like
Exons: 3
Coding region: 53-2848 (931 amino acids)
Molecular function (GO): protein binding
Source: RefSeq, a predicted model, not a curated record
CCCAUAAAACUUUCAUCGGAUUAUCUUUGUCCAUUUAUUUUAUAAUCAUACAAUGUCUGCCUCAUCGACUCGCCGCCUCAAGCCGUCCAAACCCCUGACCCCAGUCUCCAUCUCCAGCAAAAACGCCACCCGUGCCGUACACAAUUCUUCGUCCAUCGGCAAAGAAAACCCCGGGCCCGCUUCCCGGCCCCGGUCCGCUGCUCAGAAGCCCGCUAUCCGGUCCAUGCCACGCGUGGACAAGGCCGCCGCCUCGUUGACGGGUCCUGGGAAAGACGGAAACACACGUCUCCGGUGGUCCACGUCGUCGGCCCCUAGAGGCAGGAGCCCCAGUCCUUCCGAGUUCAUUCGGGUUUUCUCGGAUCGGAGGGUUUCGGUGGGUGUGAGUGGUGGUAAGGGCUUGGAGAGUGGGAAGCAGAAGGACUUUAGGUAUGCGAGUGUGAAAGGGUGUGAAGGGAAUUCUAGUGCGAUUAGGGUUUUCAGGGAUCGUAAAGAAAAAAUUGGGGUCAAUUUGGAGAAAAAGAGUGGGGUUUGUGAGGAAUCGGAAGUGGAAGUGGGAAAAAGGGGUAUGAGUUUGAAUAAAGUUGGUGUUUUGGAGAAUUGUAAUGGUGAAGUUAAUCUAAGCCUGAAGUUAAUAAAAUCGAGUGAGACGGGUUUAAGUUUCGAUGAUAAAUUUCAAGAUGGUAUGCGGGUUGAUGAGGUUUUGAAGUCGAAUGAGGAAGUUUUCAAGGUUGGAAAUGGUGUAGAUCUGUAUGCGGAAGAGAGUGGUGGGAAGUCGUUGGAUAAGGGGACGGUCUCAGAGAGUCUAAAACAGAAGAAGUUAAGAAAAGGUGUAGGUGGACGCUCUGAUAUAGAGUAUCCCAGCAAGCUUCAUGAGAAGCUUGCUCUUUUGGAAGGGAAGGUGAAGAGGAUUGCGUCGGAUAUUAAGAGGACAAAGGAGAUGUUGGAUAGGAAUAAUCCAGAUGCAUCGAAGCUCAUACUUUCGGAUAUUCAGGACCAGAUUUCGGGAGUUCAGAAGGUGAUGGGUAAUGUCGGAGGUGAAUCGGAUUGUAAAAUGGCAUUACCGAAAAAAAAUGAUGGGGAGAGUGGGAUAGUUGAGAAAGGAAAGAGCAAGAUAGCGGAUAAUGCUAACAAUUUCGUCGUAGGAUUAAAUAGCGAGGAACUGGAACCUAGAUUACUUCCUCAUCAUAAGUUGCUAAAAAAUGGGACGUAUCUGAAAGCAACAUCAGAAACCUCUCAAGGUCAUGAACCCCAUGUAGCAGUACCAAAUCAUGAGUCAAAAGAGGAUGGGAAGUCGUUUAGCCCUAUUGACGAGAACCAUUUAUCCUUCGAGUUGUUAGCUUCUCUGAUUAAGGGGCAAAAUAAAGUCGCUGGAAGGGAUGGGCAGGCUGAUAUGGAAUGCUGUGAAGUUCAAGAAAUGGAUGGUGCGACGUCUGCAGGAGUAGAAGAUUCUUUAAACACAUUCAAUGGAAAGUGCAAUAUAGAGUUAAUUCUCACAUCUGAUGAGACGCUUGAUGAGUUUGAUGAUCAGGAAAAUGUGCAGGGUGUGAAACUUGGUGACAGGACAGACGAUACUUGCAUUUAUGAGCUGAAUGAAAUUGGCCGUAAGACCUCAACUGGAGGAUGGUUUGUCUCUGAGGGGGAGGCAGUCCUUGCCCACGAUGAUGGUUCUUGCUCAUUUUAUGAUAUUACUAAUUCUGAGGAGAAGGCCGAGUACAGGCCUCCAACAGGACUCUCACCUGAUAUAUGGAGGGAUUGUUGGGUAAUUCGCGCCCCUGGUGCAGAUGGUUGCUCGGCAAGAUAUCUUGUGGCUGCAUCCGCUGGGAAUGCUAUGGAUUCAGGUUUUUGCUCUUGGGAUUUCUACACCAAAGAUGUGCGAGCUUUCCAAAUUGAGGGUGGAGCAACCACUUCAAGAACAGUACUGGGUUCCUUACCCUACAAUAUCGUGCACAGAAGAACUGAUAUUUCUAAUAUUGUCCCAGAAAAUCAACAAUGGUGGUAUAAACCCUGUGGACCCCUUAUCAUUUCGACUGCCACCAGCCAGAAAGGUGUGAGAAUUUUUGAUAUCCGUGAUGGAGAGCAAGUUAUGAAAUGGGAGGUGCAGAAGCCUGUCUCAACAAUGGAUUAUUCAAGUCCAGUACAGUGGAGAAACAGAGGAAAAGUGGUUCUAACUGAAGCAGAAACAAUUUCUGUGUGGGAUGUGAACUCUCCGGGUCCUCAAGCACUAUUAUCUGUCUCUUCAGCUGGUCGAAAAGUUUCUGCUCUUCAUGUCAACAAUUCUGAUGCUGAAUUAGGUGGUGGGGUUCGUCAAAGAGUAAGUUCAUCGGAAGCAGAAGGAAAUGAUGGUGUUUUCUGUACCACUGAUUCUGUUAAUAUUUUGGACUUCCGCCACCCAUCUGGUGUAGGUCUUAAGAUACCAAAACUUGGUGUGAGUGCGCAGUCAGUUUUCUCUCGAGGCGAUUCCAUCUUUCUAGGCUGCACUAAUGUAAGGUCAGGUGGGAGAAAGCAACCUUCUUCACAGCUGCAACAGUACUCGCUGCGCCAACAAAGGCUAUAUGGCACUUACACCUUGCCAGAAUCCGAAGCACACUUCCAUUACACAUCAAUAACACAAGUAUGGGGAAGUUCAAACCUUGUAAUGGGUGUUUGCGGACUGGGGCUAUUUGUAUUUGAUACCAUGAGGGACGAUUCAUUGCAGUCUUUCACAAUUGAUUCUGGAAACACUCAAAAAGUUAGAGAUAUCAUUGGUCCAGAUGACAUGUAUUCCCCUUCCUUUGAUUACUUAUCAUCUCGUGCCCUCCUUAUAUCAAGAGAUCGCCCAGCAGUGUGGAGGCACUUAUCAGAGGUAUGAACUAUGAUGCAUGCAUGCUGAGACCUGCUAGAAUGAUUUAUCAAGCAGAAAGAACCAUCAGCAGAAGAAUGUGCUGUUGUUUUUGCUCCGUUUUCUGUCAUGCUAU